Moesziomyces antarcticus is the source of this 1275-nucleotide messenger RNA. Its product is annotated as aspartate aminotransferase. Gene Ontology annotation, biological process: L-aspartate biosynthetic process. The record is from RefSeq and is a predicted model, not a curated record. Bases 1 to 1275 code for a protein of 424 amino acids. NCBI's taxonomy places the organism in Eukaryota, Fungi, Basidiomycota, Ustilaginomycetes, Ustilaginales, Ustilaginaceae. Gene Ontology annotation, molecular function: L-aspartate:2-oxoglutarate transaminase activity; pyridoxal phosphate binding. Gene Ontology annotation, cellular component: cytosol. The transcript is spliced from 2 exons.
AUGGCAUCUCUCUCUGCCGACUCAUCAUCCCCAGCCCUGGCUGUUUGGAGUGCCGUUCCCCAGGCCCCAGAAGAUGCUAUCUUCAAGCUGACCGCAUCGUAUAAGGCUGACAAGUACGACAAGAAGGUCAACCUCGGUGUGGGUGCUUACCGCGACAACAACGGCAAGCCGUACGUCCUCCCCUCGGUCAAGAAGGCUCAGUCGGAUCUCAUUGCCGACGACACCGUCGACCACGAAUACCUGAACAUCACCGGUCUGCCCGAGUUCACAAAUGCCGCCGCCAAGCUGAUCCUCGGUGCCGACUCGCCGGCGAUUGCCGAGAAGCGCGUCGCUUCCGUCCAGACCAUCUCGGGAACCGGUGCCAACCACCUGGGUGCCGUCUUCCUCCAGCGCUUCUACCAGUACCAGAAGUUCGGCGUGGAGCGACAGAUCCACAUCUCGAAUCCCACCUGGGCCAACCACAAGGCCAUCUUCAACACGGUCGGCAUCGCACCCGUCGACUACCCGUACUACGAUGCCAAGACGAUUGCGCUCGACUUUGACGGCUUCACCAGCGCGUUGAAAAACGCCAAGAACCAGAGCGUCUUCUUGCUGCACGCGUGCGCACACAACCCCACCGGUGUCGACCCGACGCAGGAGCAGUGGAAGCAGAUCGCCGACAUCUUUGUCGAGAAGGGCCACUUUGCCUUCUUCGACUGUGCAUACCAGGGCUUCGCCUCGGGCGACCUCGACCGCGACGCGUGGGCGGUGCGCCACUUUGUGUCGCGCAAGAGCAUCCCGCUGCUCAUCUGCCAGAGCUUCGCCAAGAACGCCGGUCUGUACGGCGAGCGUGUGGGUGCGCUCCACGUGGUCUCGGCAACGCCCGAGCAGAGCGCUGCCGUCUUCUCGCAGCUCGCCGCUAUCCAGCGCUCCGAGAUCUCGAAUCCGCCUGCGUUCGGCGCGCGCGUCGUCAAGAUGAUCCUCACCGACCCAGCGCUGUUUGCCCAGUGGCAGAAGGACGUCCAGGAGAUGGCGGGUCGCAUCAUCACCAUGCGUGAGAGCCUCUUCGAGCUCCUCACAAAGAAGUUCCAGACACCGGGCAACUGGGACCACAUCCUCAAGCAGAUCGGCAUGUUCACCUUCCUCGGCCUCAACACCAACCAGUGCAAGCGCAUGCUCGAAGAGGGCCACAUCUACCUCACCGCCAACUCGCGCAUCUCCAUGGCCGGCCUCACCACCAACAACGUCGAGUAUGUCGCCAGCUGGAUCGACAAGGUCGUCCGCGAGAACAAGUAA